Closterium sp. Naga37s-1 is the source of this 2055-nucleotide messenger RNA. NCBI's taxonomy places the organism in Eukaryota, Viridiplantae, Streptophyta, Zygnematophyceae, Desmidiales, Closteriaceae. The record is from the annotation of a GenBank genome assembly.
UUACCUCAACAAGCCAUCCACGCCACGGGCUAUGUUGGCGGCUUCAACCCAUCCCAUCCAUCCCCCUUCUCCCCACCACCAGUUACCUUGAACAAGACAUGCACGGGUUAUGUUGGCGGCUUCAACCCCGCGAAUCUGGAGCAGCUCUUGCCGUUGGCACGUUCUUUAUCGCGCACACUCCCCCUCUCCGCCCCCCUGGCCAGGUACCUCAACGAGCCGUCCACGGGGUACGUGGGCGGGUUCGACCCGGCAGACCUGCAGCAGUUGUUUUUGUUUACACGACUCACUCAAAUGCCCAACUCCCUUUCCCUAUCUCCUCCUCCCCUUCUCCCCACCACCAGGUACCUGAACGAGUCAUCCACGGGGUACGUGGGAGGCUUCGACCCGGCAGACCUGGAGCAGCUGUUCCGGGCGGUGCGCGAGAACUACAUCGCGUGGGCGUCUCAAGCGCCCUCCCCAUCCCCUUACCUCCCAUCCCACCACCAGAACGACAUCGCGUGGGCGUCGGGGUUUGCACCGCUCAUGGUGGGGCGGGACAUCAGCAGCGCCGAGGUGCGGCAGCUCACUGAGAGCGUGCUGCUGGUGCGCCCUGACAUUGCCCUCAGCGCCCUCCGGACGACCUUCCAGUCAGAUUACAGACACGUGCUGGGACAGGUGGGUGGGUUGUUGAGACGUCUCAAGCUGGGUUGGGAGGUGCAGCAGUUGAGUGAGAGCGAGCUGCAAGUAUCAUGCCCCGUGACAGUGCUAUCCACAAAGAGUGACGCUGCCGUGCCAAUGCAAGUGAGCGAGUACCUGAGGGAGGCGAUACCUGGGGCGUGCAUGGAGGUGCUACCCACACACGGCCACCUCCCCCACCUCACUCACCCUGCUGUUGUUGCUCACGCCAUCCAACGCCACUCUGCUGCCCACGAGGUGCCUUUUGAGUCGGCUCAAAAGUCACCUGGGGCAUGCAUGGAGGUGCUACCCACACACGGCCACCUCCCCCACCUCACUCACCCUGCUGUUGUUGCUCACGCCAUCCAACGCCACUCUGCUGCCCACGAGGUGCCUUUUGAGUCGGCUCAAAAGUCACCUGGGGCAUGCAUGGAGGUGCUACCCACACACGGCCACCUCCCCCACCUCACUCACCCUGCUGUUGUUGCUCACGCCAUCCAACGCCACUCUGCUGCCCACGAGGUGCCUUUUGAGUCGGCUCAAAAGUCACCUGGGGCAUGCAUGGAGGUGCUACCCACACACGGCCACCUCCCCCACCUCACUCACCCUGCUGUUGUUGCUCACGCCAUCCAACGCCACUCUGCUGCCCACGAGGUGCCUUUUGAGUCGGCUCAAAAGUCACCUGGGGCAUGCAUGGAGGUGCUACCCACACACGGCCACCUCCCCCACCUCACCCACCCUGCCGUCGUUGCUCACGCCAUCCAACGCCAUGCUGCUGCCCACGACGCUCUGGACCACGCUACGGCUCGGGGAUAUGGAGGUGGGGCGCACAUGGCUGGCUUGGAUUUCCACCGAUCCGACCGUUUGAUCCCUCCUUGCUGCUGCAUCCACCACAGAGGGAUUUCUAGAGCAUCCCACACAGACGCACAGAGGGAUUGCUUGCUGCAGAGGCAGCAGGGAGAGGCACAGGCAGAUGCAGCAAGCAGUGGCAGCAGGAAGAGACACAGGCAGAAGCAGCAGGAAGAGACAGCAAGCAGAAAGAGCAGGAAGAGACAGCAAGCAGAAAGAGCAGGAAGAGACAGCAAGCAGAAAGAGCAGGAAGAGACAGCAAGCAGAAGCAGCAGGAAGAGACAGCAGGCAGAAGGAGCAGACAGCAUUACCAUGCAACUGUGGGCCCAGAAGCGGGGUGCUGUGGGGCAGCAGGUGGCUGUCGGUGCUGCUGGCGGGGGUGUGCAGGGAGGAGCGUGUGGAGGAGGCGGCCCGCUUGAGCAGCAGGGAGCGCAGGAAGGCGGGGAACUGCGGGUUGGCGGCGUCGUGAUGGAUGAAGGGGAACCACUCCGUGCUGUCUGCUAUGCUCACAGGCGACCUGCAUGGGAGGGAUACGGGGAGUGGUGGGGAUGA